GCCAGCUAUCCCUCUACUCAGCUCCUUUUUACUGCACGUACAAGGCUUGUGACAGCAGCGUGUGGAGAAAAUGCUGUUCGAAUACAGCUGAAGCAAGGCUUGUGAUUGAAAUGAGUUUUUACAGUACAUCGAACUGGCAGUAACACCCCAGCAGAAAGUAUUCCUGCUCACCUCCCCCACGUCCAACCACUACCUCCCCUUUCUUCAAUCUACCUGAGUACAAUAACCACGCUCUCUUAAUUGUGACUACACUGUUCUGUAUCACUCUUCUAGGAUGGCAGAGGCUGAUCUGCAGAAGCAAAGACUCCAAGCCAUAGCAGAGAAAAGGCGGAGGCAGACGGAAAUAGAAGACAAAAGACACCAACUCGAAGAUAAAAUACUUCAGCUGCAGCACCAUAAGUCCAAAGCCACGCGAGAGAGAUGGCUGCUGCAAGGGAUCCCUGCUGUGUCAGCUGAAGAGGAAGACGCCAGAAGUAAGCAACUCCAAUUGGAUGAGAGCAAGGCAAAAAAACUGGAGGAAGCCAUUAGCAGACUCGAGGUGGAAAUAGAACAACUAGAGACAGAAGAAUCCCAAAUCGCUGCCAAAGAGCAAAUCCUUCGGGAAAAGCUACGGGAAGCUGAGAAAUCUAUCGAGGACUUGCAGAAGGGUUUCUCCAAUCCUGAUGGAGCAAUGUAUGCCAUGGAGGUCAACGUACAGAAAGACAAACUGACAGGAGAAACCAAGAUCCUCUCAGCUGCUCUUUUGAAUCCUGAGGGAGUUCAUCAGAGAGGGGUUGCGGUAUAUGAUGAUGGCAGCAAAGUUGUGUAUGAGGUACGUUCAGGAGGUGCAGUGGUGGAGAAUGGAGUGCAUCACCUCACUACAUCGGAAGUAGAUCAGUUGAUACACAGAGCGGGGAGAAUAAAUGUGAGCGGCAACAAAUGUUUGCCAGAAUCGCUGACUGUAUCGGAGAGUAGUGCAUCCCCUGACAAUACCAGGAGCCCUGGAGAUAGUGGACUUAAGAAAGAUAUGAUCCACAAGGAAGCUAAACUGGAAAUGGUCCCUAAAGCGCUUCACGUGGGGAAAGCAAUCCAUCAGAUUCCAACUGGAGAGGCCCCUAAGGCCAGUGCUGAGCAUCCAGUGACGAUGAUCUUCAUGGGCUAUCAGAACGUGGAGGAUGAGGAGGAAACAAACAAACUGCUGGGCUAUGAGGGCGCCAUCCAAGCAGAGCUGGUCCUGAUCGACGAAGACGACGAGAAGUCACUGCGAGAGAAAACGGUGACGGACGUCUCUACAGUAGAUGGCAACGCAGCCGAACUGGUGGCUGGCAAGUCCACAACCGAGGCUUCAGAGACACUCUCAGCAGAGGAGAAUGAAGGGACGGACACUGGAACAGAGCCAGCCACAGGUACAGACAAGAAAAAGCGUUGUAAGUGCUGUACUGUCAUGUGACCAGCCCACUAGCCUUCACGGUCACGCUAUCUCUUAUUAACUUUAACCUCGUUUUACUAAUCACACUGUCAGAAUGUGAACUGGGAGGAGCUGUCUCCUCCCUCCUCCCUUACUUUGCUGUAAAUUCUCCCUUUAAUGUUCGACUAACUGUAGCAUA
Hemiscyllium ocellatum (epaulette shark) is the source of this 1586-nucleotide messenger RNA. It is a transcript of the gene palm2akap2, whose product is annotated as PALM2 and AKAP2 fusion. The record is from RefSeq and is a predicted model, not a curated record. Gene Ontology annotation, biological process: regulation of cell shape. Lineage: Eukaryota; Metazoa; Chordata; Chondrichthyes; Orectolobiformes; Hemiscylliidae. The coding region runs from base 275 to 1429 and encodes 384 amino acids. Gene Ontology annotation, cellular component: membrane. The transcript is spliced from 6 exons.